AAAAAUACGUUUACAUGCUACUUGUAUUAAUGGGAUGAAUCACAUAAAGGUGCGCCAUCUGUUAGCAGACAACUAAAUCGAAGAGUGGAUUAGUUUACAACGCUCGAUCGAACACAUAAGAGAAUCAGCAGUAUGUCUUAUAGUAUAAAUCGCAUCAUAACCCCAUCAACAUUGCAAAUCCCUGGGGGUUUACGCCCUGGAAAACAGAUCCUGCUUCGUGGUAGAGUAACUCAUAAUCAUGAUUAUUUUUGCAUAAAUGUGAGAGAAGCCGAUGGUGGUGGUAACAUACUGUUCCAUUUUAAUCCUCGCCAAGAAGAUGAAGUGGUGGUAAGAAACACAUUUUCAGGAGGAGAAUGGGGAGAAGAAGAAAGGGAUAAACCACAUUUCCCAUUUGGAUCUGGAAAAUCUUUUCUACUCAGAAUAGAGAUUGCCGAAGAUGGCUAUCAUACUUACGUUCAAGGAAAACCGUUCAUUAACUAUAGUCAUAGGAUAGAUCCCAGCAAGGGAAUGUUUUUAGAGUUGUCAGAAGGAGCAGAGUAUUAUGAUGUUACCUUCCAAGAUAAGGAUGACACUCCUUACCGAACAGAAAUACCAGGGAGAAUGCAAAUUGGCAAAGCUGUCCGUCUCCGAGGUGCAACUCGAGGUUCUGAAGGGUUCAAUGUAAAUUUUGCCUGUGACUGUGAAAACGAAAGCAUAGCAUUUCACUUCAAUCCAAGACCAUCAGACGGAACUGUAGUAAUGAAUGCUAACAUAGGAGGUUGGGGAAAUGAAGAAAGAGAUUUUGAAGGAGAUUUCCCAUUUGACAAUGAUCAAUAUUUUGAUAUUAUUUUUGUUUGCACUGCUGAGAAAUAUCACGUUUAUGUCAACGAAAAUCAUUUUGCCGAUUUCAAUCAUCGACUAGAUUUUGCAGAUGCCACAUAUUUGCACAUUCUAGGUGACGUAGAUAUUGCUGAGUUAGAGUUCUUGGAACCUGUUGAUGACGACUUUGUAAAGGAGAUUCCUUCAGGUCUUGAGAAAGGAGAUGUAUUGUUGUUCAGAGGAUUCAUGAGACCUGAGUCAGAAUGGUUUGCCAUAAACCUUCAUUAUGGUCUUACAACCGACUCUGAUGUUGCCCUUCAUUUCAAUCCCCGGAUCGAUCAAGGUCAAGUGGUAUUUAAUAGUAGAACCGAUGAUUCUUGGGCCGAGGAAGAAAGAAAAGACAUCCCUCAAUGUAUAGCCGAUAGGAAACCGUUUGAAAUCAAGAUAGUCACCAAAAGCAAAAAAUUCAAGGUGUAUGUAAAUGGAUCAAAAGUUAAAAAGUUUGAAUCAAGAGGAGAAAUUGAAAAUAUCAAAGGAAUCAACGUUAAUGCAGGAGCUUAUAUUUUCCAAGUCAAACUGGAGAGAAAAUUGGAGAAACCAGUUUUAGAAAGAAUUCCUGGAGGUAUAAGACCUGGUUCCUGGAUUGUUAUUCAUGGAAUGCCAAAGAAAAAAUGUGAUAGAUUCCAUAUUAACUUGAAAUGUGGAGAUGACCCAGAGAGCAAUGUAGCUUUUCACUUCAAUCCUCGUUUUGGCGAAGAACAUUGCACAGUGAGAAAUACCUACGUGGAAGGAGACUGGCAAGAAGAAGAGAGAGAAGAGGAUAGUUUCCCAUUUGAGAAAAAAGACACAUUCGAAGUUGUUAUAAAAGUUAUGGAGGAAAAGUUUAUGACAUAUGUAAAUGGAGAUCGUUAUAUAGACUUUAAUCAUCGACUACCAUUAGAUAGCAUCUGUCAUCUUGAAAUGGAUGGAUUGGCAGAAUUCUAUGAAACUGAAUUUUUAUGAUUAGGUUUAGUAUUUCUAUGAUGAUGGAAAACAUACCCUUUGAUGACAGCUUUAAUGUUCUGAUACAAACGUUUUAUAAUUGACUACACUUUUGACUUUGUGAUACAUUGUUUACGUUAUUAUUAUAUACUACAAAUACAUGUUGAACUAUUUGUUGAAUACAUUUAGUGGUGUU
Mytilus trossulus (common blue mussel) is the source of this 1975-nucleotide messenger RNA. RefSeq lists its product as uncharacterized. Gene Ontology annotation, molecular function: carbohydrate binding. Lineage: Eukaryota; Metazoa; Mollusca; Bivalvia; Mytilida; Mytilidae. The coding region runs from base 133 to 1800 and encodes 555 amino acids. The transcript has 14 exons. The record is from RefSeq and is a predicted model, not a curated record.